AUGGCACUUCACGAUGGUGUAUCUUUAGGACAAUUAGAUUAUCGCAGAGUACUUCAACUUGCAUAUUGUUUAGCGAAAUUCACCUCUAAGGGAGACGUUGUUCCUAUCUGGCAGGACACCAAAGAUAAUCCUGAUGGAAGAGAUGAGCAUGCAAAGAAAGCUUUCGCAAACUCGCUAGUCAUUUCCGAGUAUUUGAAUAAAGGAGCUGAAUGGGUCAAGUUUAAAAAGUCUGUCGUGGAGAGAAUGCGACAACCACCGUUCAACUGUAUAAAAGAGUGCUCAGAUCCUGCAUACAGCGUGGCUUCCGACUACUGCACUCAUCUAUAUAACCUUGUGAUUAUGUACGCAACUGCUCUUAAUCGCACCAUCAAGGAAGAUGCUGCACAAGUCCGAAACGGAACAAGGAUUUUGAUCAAUCUCGCUGGGGAUUAUCCAGGGAUUCUCGUGAAUCGCACCGUCGAGGCAACCAUGGUCAUCCCAAAGUUGCAGAUGGAGAAUAUAGACAGCAAAGGAAGUGUUCGUACACUAAUGAUGAUUGUGGUGGGCAGGACUACGAAAAACCUGACUGUGAUGGCCGAUCCCGCUGUGAUUUGGUCAAACUACGGUGGGAAAAAACCUCUCUCAGAACCAGUCUGUGGAUUCAGCGGUAAGGAACAGUACUAUAUUAUCAUUGUUAAACAUUCCAAGCUCUUUUUCAACUUGAGUUCGGUUCCGACUUCUACCUUCGACAUGCAGUACCGUCACUAGCG
Strongylus vulgaris is the source of this 749-nucleotide messenger RNA. NCBI's taxonomy places the organism in Eukaryota, Metazoa, Nematoda, Chromadorea, Rhabditida, Strongylidae. The record is from the annotation of a GenBank genome assembly.